This is a messenger RNA of Colletotrichum spaethianum, 4254 nucleotides long. Its product is annotated as putative intramembrane protease. Gene Ontology annotation, molecular function: inositol hexakisphosphate kinase activity. NCBI's taxonomy places the organism in Eukaryota, Fungi, Ascomycota, Sordariomycetes, Glomerellales, Glomerellaceae. Bases 1 to 4254 code for a protein of 1417 amino acids. Gene Ontology annotation, cellular component: nucleus; cytoplasm. The transcript has a single exon. The record is from RefSeq and is a predicted model, not a curated record. Gene Ontology annotation, biological process: inositol phosphate biosynthetic process; phosphatidylinositol phosphate biosynthetic process.
AUGUCCAGCCCGCCUCGUAACGCCGAAAAUGCCGCACCCGCGACCCUGGUGAGCCCCGCGCAUUCGUCGUCGACGUCGUCGCCCACUCCUACCACCACAAACACCACCACUACUGCCCCCGUCUCCAUUUCCAAGCCUUGCGAAAGUGACGGUCCGUCCGACCCAGCUGCCCCCGCGGCUGGUGCUGACGGGUCUGCCGCAGAUCCUGGAGCUGGAUCGGAUGCUGCUGUUGCUGCCGCUGCCGCCCAGCUCCAGCAACAACAGCAACCGCCUCUGCCCUCAUCCCUCCCGCCAUCGCAUCCAGACACCCCCCUAGCCCAAGCUGCAGAUCUACCCCCUGCCACGGCCGCUGUCACCCAGUACCAGCAGGAUGUCUCGAGCCAUGUCGACCCGAAUAUUAAAAAGCCCCGAGGCCCUGCCGCCCUCCCGAGGCAGUCCGGUCCGUCCUUGCUAACCCAAGCACUCGCCUCAGCUCGCGGCAUCCCUUCGAGAACACACUCUCACCAAGAUCAACCAUCCCAACCCCAGACCCAGUCGUCGACUCGCUCCUUGCCCUCUCCUACCGCCGAAUUCGCCCCAAACAACCCCUCUGCCGCUGCUGGCCCGGAUCCCCUCGCCGUCGACUCUCGCAAUGUCCUCUCCCUUCCCGGCCAUGGUGCCUCAGUAACUCCUCGAAGCGCCCCCCAGCCUGGACCUCUACCGCCUCUCGACCUUGCCGACUCGACCGACGCUGCCCAGUCCCCCGCCGCCGACAUGGAGAUUAUGACAUCCCCCACCUACGACAUCUCUAGCUUCCAGGGUAUCAGGGCAAUGUUGCUGGACCACCGGGACUUUCUCAAGGGUACGCGAUCGCGGGGCAGGGGGUCGUCGUUGGAGCGGCUUGACCCGGAGUCGAAAGUAACAGGACGCCCCCGCAAGACGCGCGCCCAUUCACAUUCCACCAGCCCGGAGGCAUCUCUGACCACCUCCAUCGCCCCCUUGGAUCAGAAGCUACACCAGGACGUUGCCGUGCCAGAGGGACGACCUAAGAAAUUGGAGCAGCGCUUCUCAGUCGGGCCGGAAAAGAUAUGGUCAAUUGGGUCGAGUGAGGCCAUUGACGGCCAGGAAGACGGCCAGGUUGAGAAGUCGGUCCAUGAGGCCAUGAUUGGUGCCGAACCCAACGCCCGUAGUCGCAAGGCCAGCUACAGCCUCCGGUUUUUCCGCGAGGGAUUGCCAAAGGAGGAGAAGACGCCUGGCCGCAGAAAGGACACCCGCCCCAAGGAGAAGCUCUCCCUGAGCCAUGAGUCGCAAGAGCCGCUAUUUUCAGACAUUGCCAUUGAGGAUUUCGCCAAGGCUGCGAGCGCGCAGCCAUCUCCGAGGAUCCUCGACAAGAAGGACUGGUUGCCAAAGCAGCUGGAGAGGGUCAAGACCUUUCCUCUACAGUCGCCCCAGGCCGGUGAAACCCCUAUCCUCACCGACUCGCCGACCCAAGAUUACUUUGGCUUGAGAAAGGUCAACGGCGAUAUUUUCCACAAGGUGGACUCGGAGGAUGCCAGACAAGCCGGUACCAAGGCCUCGUUCAAGCCCGAGGAUUCCGAGGACCACGCUUCACCUCCUGCGGUUGAAGUGACCCAGGCAGACGAAACCCGGCGCCCGUCCGCCGACAUCAGCGAACACGGUGAAAGCCAUGAAGAGGGGGACGAGUCGAGCGAGGAGAAGAUUUCUUCUGCCGUCUUCGUACCGCACCCCGGAUUAGAAGAAGCCACCGAGCGCGAGCGGGAUGUGGCGAAGCCAAGACAGACGGCAGGCUCCCGCACCACCUCCAGAGCGGAGGAUUUCCAUCCUUGGCUUGUCAAAGCCGAUGAGCCCGAGCCCGAAGAGGAGCUGUCCCUGUCCCCCGACCAGCCUCCCGACACACCUUCGCACAAACCGAAGCCGAAGCGAUUGCCUGUAGAGCAUAAUGUUGCUCUCCGCGAGGUCCAGCCUGGCACCGUCGAUGACAUUGCCAUAGAAGAAGAGCAGGAGCCGCCGACGCCUAAACAAAUCACUACACAUCUAGAUGAGCAUACCCACCACCACCAAAUCGAGCAAAAAGAGCCUCUCGAGGCUAUUGAGCUCAUUCCCUACAAGCAUCAGGUUGGCGGUCACACCACGCUCUGGCGUUUCUCCAAGAGGGCUGUGUGCAAACAGCUCAACAACAGGGAGAACGAGUUUUAUGAGAAAGUGGAGCAAGACCAUCCGGACUUGCUGUCGUUUCUUCCUCGGUACAUUGGUGUGUUAAACGUCACCUUUCACAAGCAGCCUCGGCGCAAGUCGACCCAUAGGCGCGAGGACGCUCCCGUCUUGGAGCGCAGAAAGACUGGAGAAAGUGGUUUGGCAGUCUCAGGGUCGCCUUCCAAAUCCAGCUCCAGCAAUGGCAAUUCAAACGGCGCAUCCCAGGCCAACACGGAACACCGCAGAAUAAUCAGCCAGUCACUCUCCAACGCACCGGAGCCCAUCCCCACUGUCACUUUUGACGAUAACUGGCACAUUUUGCCACGAAACCUGCUUCAACCGACGCCGCCCCCUACCGCCUUGCCGACCCGGGGCCGGAGUACAUCACCCGUGGGCUUGCCUGACAACCCUGAGCAAAGCAAAAUGGAGUCUCCUACAAGACCUAGCUUGGACGACAGGCACGCCAACAGCUGGGGAGCGACGACCGUCAACAAGCGGUUGCGCAACGAGGUGUUCAACGACGUCUUCUUGAAGCAGCCAAUUCCUAUCCACAAGCACCGUCGACCUCACCAAAAGUCGAUGGCCUUCCGGAAGCAGCCCACCCUGCGACCAGCCAGCUCCGUUCCUGACCUUGUGCGCCGGCAAGACCCGUCUGCCCAAGAAGGUCACGCGCCCCUGCACUCCAGCCCGCUACGGCCAAGCAGUUCUUCGCCGCCCUUGACGGAAAGCAUCCCGAUGGAGCGCCCCGAGCGUCCUGGCCACGCAGAGGCAGUAGAAGCCGAGGACGGCGAUGUCAAGGACGUGACUGGCACGAGUGCACCGGAACCUGAGACACUGGCGGACAAGAUCAUUGCGCAGAAGAAGAAGCGGCGGUACUCUGGAACAGGGCUCCGACGGAAGCCACGAACAGUCACAGAGUCUAGAGGGCAUCUCAAGUACUGGGAGGAGGCGGACGACGCUGGCUAUAGAGGCGAGGACGAAGGUGGGCAAUCUCUUGUCACAUCGCAAGUAAACUCGCCCAUGAUCGAAGCACCGAAUACGAAUGGUGCGGGUUCCCAUGAAGGAGCUGAGGAACAACUGAGUCUUCCGGGCUCUGCCACAGAUGCCCCUGAAACCGAAGCCUCAGCCGAGGUUGACCGUUCAACGUAUGCCUCGACGGUGCCCUCUGAGGUGCCGAGUCCCACCCAAGAGUUCCGCAAGAUCCCGCGACCCGUGAACCCCAAGGAAGCACAGACGCAGAGGGACUCUCGCGUGGAGUACUUUCUCUUGUUGGAGGACCUCACAGCAGGCAUGAAGCGGCCAUGCAUCAUGGACCUGAAAAUGGGCACCAGACAGUACGGUGUCGAUGCCACGCCCAAGAAGCAGAAGUCGCAGCAGGGCAAGUGCGCCAGGACAACAUCUCGUGAACUUGGCGUGCGUGUGUGUGGGCUCCAGGUUUGGGAUGUCAAGAGCCAGAGCUACGUCUUCAAGGACAAGUACUUUGGACGUGACCUCAAGGCUGGCCAAGAAUUCCAGGAUGCUCUGACACGAUUCCUCUACGACGGCGUCGACUACGCCAGCAUCCUGCGGCACAUCCCGACCAUCCUGCAGAAGCUAGACCAUCUCGAGUCGAUCGUCAAGACGCUAGACGGCUAUCGCUUCUACGCCGCCAGUCUUCUCAUGUUUUAUGAUGGCGACACGGCCACCGAGGGUAACGAAUACGAUACAGUCGUUGACGAUUCUACGACUGACUUUGCAACCGACACGGAGGAGACGUCCGCGUUGCGCGAAAGGAGAAAGCAGAAGAAGAAGCGCGGCAUCAACUUCAAGAUUGCCGAUUUUGCAAACAGCCUAACCAAGGGCGACCUGGCCGAGGGGAAGCCAUGCCCGCCUCAGCAUCCCAAUGAGCCGGAUCGUGGCUUUCUCCGAGGCCUUCGAACGUUGAGGAAGUAUUUCCUCAAGAUCCAGAAAGAUACCCGGGCUGCCAUGGGCCUGGACUGUCAUGGACGGAGUAACAGAGUGGACGGUGAUGAUAUCGACAUUGACCAUAUCUCGGACGAUGAGGGGUCUGUCAGCGUAUGA